GCUUAUUUCUAGUGGGAGAAGACUGUGUGAGUGCACAAACAGCAAACCCCCAGGGAGAUCUGCAGUGAGAAGGACCCUGCAAAUUGGAAGACUGUGACUUUGCCUUUAUUCCAGUGUGCGUGGGAUCAGAUUUAUCCAAAUAGACGUAUCCAACAUAUCGCUCAUGCCCAAAACAUCCAAAUAGCUUUUGAAAUUACUUUUUCUGUUCAUAAAUGUUGGGAGAGUAUAUAUAUGUAUUUUUACACUUGCAAAAAUGUUCUUCAGUGUCAAUGGAGCACUAGACAACCCCAGUGAAGAUCCUACUUCUGAUUCUCAAACUUAUUAACUAGAAGUCCUUUGUCUUGGCUCCAGACAGGACCAGAGACAUAAUUUUCAGGGCCCACUGAAGUAUGAAAAUGCAAAGUCCUUUGUUCAAAAAUCAUUAAGAAUUUCAAAACGGCAACAGUAGGCAUUAACCAAGCCCAAGACCCCUCUGAGCAGAGGGUGUUAUGUGACUGCACAAGUCACGCACCCACAAAGCCAGCUCUGGCUCCAGUCCCCAAAUCAAUCUCAACCACCUCUAAUUGAUUAGAGGCCUCUCUGAUUUAAUUCUCAGCCCUUCCAAAUUCUCAGAAGUUGGACCUCUUCUAGCUCUGUGUGUAUGUUCUUAAUUAGAUCCCAUCUCUUUUGAAGAGCUUUCGUUUUGGGGGCAUCAUACAAUUGUUACAUAUAUUCUUUUCCUAUUGACUUCCUGCAAGUGAAAAAGCUGGCUCUGUCUCACCCUCUCUCUUCCCAGCUUGUCCAGGAUCCAUGUACAGAGAAGGCUGCAGAUCUAGCCUAAAGCUCAGCAGCAAGGAAAAUCUCCAUGGGUCUAAUAAGGAGCAGUUUCUAAUGGGUCAUGAGGUCCCCACCCACCAGAGUCCCUCCCCAUGUGCCAGCAACCAGCACCAUGGGCAUUCUGGGAAAACCUCCUACCCAGGCCUUUGCCCUGGGUCCAGAGGCCGUGCCCUAUCUAGGUGGUCACUGAGGACAAGUGGAGGCCACACACAGCAGAAGUUCUGUUUUCCAGGUACCAAGGGUCAUAAUCCCAAACUCCAAACGCCAGCAGCUCCCGAGAUCAAGGGGAAAGCAGAAGCAGAGUGAGAGUUUGGGGAGAGGAAUCCCAUACCAGAUUCUGUGGCCUGCAGGUGACAUGCUGCCUAAGAGGAGCAGGGGCCUAUGACAGCCACCCCAACAUCUGAAGCCAUGGCCAGUGAGGAAGAUGAGCCUAGGAACUGCGUGGUAUGCGGGGACCGAGCUACAGGCUAUCACUUCCAUGCCCUGACUUGUGAGGGCUGCAAGGGUUUCUUCAGACGAACAGUCAACAAAAAAACUGGUCUCACCUGCCCCUUUGCUGGAAGCUGUAACGUCAGCAAGGCCCAGAGGCGCCACUGCCCAGCCUGCAGGUUGCAGAAGUGCCUAAAUGCUGGCAUGAAGAAGGACAUGAUCCUGUCGUCAGAAGCCCUGGCAUUGCGGCGAGCAAAGCAGGCCCAGCGACGGGCACAGCAAGCACCUACGCAGCUGAGUAAGGAGCAGAAAGAGCUAGUCCAGAUCCUCCUGGGGGCCCACAACCGCCACAUGGGCACCAUGUUUGAGCAGUUUGUACAGUUCAGGCCUCCAGCUCAUCUGUUCAUCCAUCACCAAGGCUUGCCCACCCUGGUCCCUGUACUGCCUCUGCUCACGCACUUUGCAGACAUCAACACUUUCAUGGUACAGCAAGUCAUCAAGUUCACCAAGGAUCUACCCCUCUUCCGGUCCUUGCCCAUGGAGGACCAGAUCUCCCUUCUCAAGGGAGCAGCUCUAGAAAUCUGUCAGAUCGCACUCAAUACCACUUUCUGUCUCCAAACCCAAAACUUUCUCUGUGGACCUCUUCACUACACAAUAGAAGAUGGAGCCCGUGUGGGGUUCCAGGAAGAAUUUUUAGAGUUGUUCUUUCGCUUCCAUGGGACACUGCGGCGGCUGCAGCUCCAGGUGCCCGAGUAUGUGCUCAUGGCUGCCAUGGCCCUCUUCUCUCCUGGUGAGCAUCCCCCCAAAGCCCAGAAGCUUUUGUUCCACCACGUCUGCCCAAACUCUCAGCUCCUUGAAUCCAUCCAUCCCAGGCCAUUUAGUCUUCAAACCCGUGGAAUGGGUCUAUCCCAGCCCCUGCAGCACAGUGCAGGCCCACCCCCAGCCCCUACCUUGUCCUUCCCCUGCUCCCUAUCUUACAGACCGGCCUGGGAUUACCAGGAGGGAAGAGAUUGAUCAGGUCCAAGAGGAGAUGGCACUGACUCUGCACAGCUACAUCAACGGCCAGCAGCCAAGGCCCCGGGAUC
Messenger RNA from Equus caballus (horse), 2330 nucleotides. The record is from RefSeq and is a predicted model, not a curated record. NCBI's taxonomy places the organism in Eukaryota, Metazoa, Chordata, Mammalia, Perissodactyla, Equidae.